Messenger RNA from Fundulus heteroclitus (mummichog), 2502 nucleotides. RefSeq names its product T cell leukemia homeobox 1 (gene tlx1). Lineage: Eukaryota; Metazoa; Chordata; Actinopteri; Cyprinodontiformes; Fundulidae. The record is from RefSeq and is a predicted model, not a curated record. Bases 181 to 1080 code for a protein of 299 amino acids. Gene Ontology annotation, biological process: regulation of transcription by RNA polymerase II; animal organ development. The transcript is spliced from 3 exons. Gene Ontology annotation, cellular component: nucleus. Gene Ontology annotation, molecular function: RNA polymerase II cis-regulatory region sequence-specific DNA binding; DNA-binding transcription factor activity, RNA polymerase II-specific.
AUAUUGCGCUCUCUCCUUGGCAGCUUGAUUGAUGAGCCGCACAGCGCAGGGUGGGCAGGCCACGGAGCGCACACAGAAAGACGCGCUCGGCGCUCCCCGCCGCCAGAUAACGAGCGGCAGGUCCAGCAGAAGAAGCACGAAGGAGCCGAGGGAGCGCCGCGUGGAGGAGCAUCGAGCGCCAUGGAUCACAUCGGGAUCCUGGGGGCGCACCUGCAGCAGCACGCUCACGUGGAGCCCAUCAACUUCGGCAUCGAUCAGAUCCUCAGCAACGUGGAACAGAGCUGCAUGCUGGGCGCGAGGAUGCACGAGCCGGACUACGGACUCCCGGCCUACGGCAACAACGUUGGAGGCGCGGGAGGCUUCGCGUGCGGCGGCGGCGGAUACAACGGAGCCGCCGGCGGCUCGUGUGGAGUGGCAUCGCUCGGUGGAGCUUAUCACAUGAACAUGAGCGUGAACAUGAACGGGACUAACAUGAACUCUGCCGGGGUCAUCCGCGUCCCCGCGCACCGGCCUCUCAGCGGAGGGAGCUCCGCGGGGCCGCCAGCCGCGAGCGGCGGUGUCGGCAACCUGAACACGCUCACCUUCCCGUGGAUGGAGAGCAACCGGCGCUACACCAAAGACAGGUUCACAGUCUCCCUCUCACCCCUCACUGUCACACGCCGUGUAGGUCACCCGUACCAGAACCGCACUCCGCCGAAGAAGAAGAAGCCCAGGACGUCGUUCAGCCGGCUGCAGAUCUGCGAGCUGGAGAAGCGCUUCCACCGCCAGAAGUACCUGGCGUCGGCGGAGCGCGCCUCGCUGGCCAAGGCGCUCAAGAUGACCGACGCUCAGGUCAAGACCUGGUUCCAGAACAGACGCACCAAGUGGAGGCGGCAGACGGCAGAGGAGCGUGAAGCGGAGCGGCAGCAGGCCAACCGGAUUCUUAUGCAGCUGCAGCAGGAGGCCUUCCAGAAAACCAUCAACCAGCCGGUAGCCCCCGACCCACUGUGCCUGCAGAACAGCUCCCUGUAUGCCCUGCAGAACCUCCAGCCCUGGAGUGAGAACACAGCAAAGAUCAGCAGCGUGUCAGCCUGCGAGUAGACCUCAAAAGCUCUUGGUCCCAGCUGGGUUCUCCGUCAGGAUCAAGUGACAGCUGCCGCUCAGAGGAGCCGACUGAUGCCGGCUGCAGAGGUCCAGGUGUCGGACGCUGUUUCAUGGCCUUGCUCUUUCUAUCCCACAGACACCGGUGCUGUUGCUGAUGGGCUCUCACAGCACUAGUCCCAUCAAAUGGGGCCAACCCAGUGACGUGUAUUAUUGUUAUUAAUAUUAUUUACCUCUGAGGGACUUUUAAAAAACAUAUUUUUAUAAAAGUUUAUAUGUCUGGCUGAAGAGGACUUUGUCCCUGGGUACCAUGAGUAUUUAUCAGCCUUGUUAAUGGACUUUUUUAGUCGACCACAGAAUAACAAAGCACUUGUUUGAACAAUCUUUGAAAAAGAAAGUUAUGAAAUUAGAUGAGCAGUCCAAGGAGAUUUUCAGUCUAAACGAAUGAUGUGGUUCAUUUACCAGCUCAGUCAAAACUCCAGCCUGGAAAUGCUGUCACAUUCACCCGAAACAUGUCCCUCCGUGUCACCCUGUAGCUCAAGACUCUUAGCAAUAUAAACUGUGACCACAGUAACUUUCUCAGCAUGUUUUAAAGUCAAGCCCUGCAGCAGCAUCUUCACCAGCAGAGGCUGGAUGGUUUCAUGUGAGCCACUGAUUUAAUAACAUGCAAUCUGCCAGAAGCAGGAAAACAGGAGCCCACUGCAGCCUCCCGCAGCAGCCAUGUUGGAGUUAGAGGUAGAUGGAUGUUUGAGUUCCCAGUCCAGAAAAUCAGAUGAAACCUCCACCAAAGUCAGCAUUUUGACCUUGAAAAUUGGAGCCCAUCAAACCUGACCUUAAAAUCCAACAUUGCUGCUGUGUGUACAACAUGGUGAGAGAUCCAGAAUGAAACUUUUUAUUUGUACUUUUUAUAGUUGCUAGCUCAUCAAAUUACUCACCAUACCGGUAUUGUAAAGCCCUAAUUGUAUGUUACUGCACUGGUUCAUUUGAGUAAAAGCUUAGAAUUUAUUAUCAUAAGUAGCUAAUAGCAGUUCUCUUGGUCACCGGCCUGAACAAUUAGCAAAUCCAACUGAUUUUCUGACCUUUAGCUGGAACACAGUUACACUAGAUGUGACCUCAUUCCCCAAUUUGAGUUUUAACUUCCAAGGUAACUGGAACGCCAUCAGGAAAUCUUAGACUUUCAAUAUCAACUUCAGGGGACAUUCCAGUCGAUUUUUCCAGAUUAGAUCAUGGAAACUCCGGCUUCCCAAAACAAACAAAACAUGUCAUAGAAAGUAAAAAAAAAAAUGUAAAUGGUGAAAAUGUAGCAAAUUCCACUCUGGCUAAAAAAUACAUUCAAAUGCAGGUUACCACCAUCACUUAAAAUUGUUUCUUUGCUUACCCUUCUGCUGUGUGUGUGUGUGUGUGUGUGUGUGUGCGUGUGCG